Molecule: messenger RNA, 768 nt
Organism: Saccostrea echinata
Lineage: Eukaryota; Metazoa; Mollusca; Bivalvia; Ostreida; Ostreidae
Exons: 4
Coding region: 1-768 (255 amino acids)
Source: RefSeq, a predicted model, not a curated record
AUGAAAGAAAACAUCAAGAUCCUCAUAGAACAAAGGAAAAGAGCAAAUGUUUUUAAAGAUUUGCUGUUCUCUAAACCUGGGGACACAAAAUUCCCAUACCGAGGAAGUGAUUGUCUCAGAAAAUUUUCCUUGGAAGCUGGUGUUGAAAACCCCCAGGCACUUACAUCCACCAAACUUAGAAAACAACUAGCAACUUUGGCCCAAAUUCUGAACCUCAGUGAAUCAUCACAAGACAUCCUAGCGACAUUUCAAGGACAUGAUAUUCGAGUUCAUAGGCAGUUUUAUAGACUACCUGAUGAUACAAUGCAACUUGCCAAAGUUUCAAAAAUCCUACAUAGCUUGAAUAAUGGUACAAUUGCAAAAUACCAGGGAAAAGACUUCGAUGAAAUCCAGUUGGAAGCCAAAGAAGCUGUAGAGAGUGAAAGUGACAGUGAGGCAGAGCUCAAUGAGAGUGUGUAUGGCAUUGCUGAGGAGGAGAGGGAAGAGGGAAAAGAUAUAAAAAUAGGCUCUUCAAAGAAACAAACAACAGAAGAAUACAUGACAAGGAAACCUGAAAGAGUACCAAAUAUAUGUCCACGCCAUCAGUGGACAAAGGACGAGAAAGCUGCCCUUUUGCGCAAUUUCAAACAGGCUAUUUCCUUACAAAAAACGCCUGGUCAGCUGGAUUGUUUAAACGCCAUAAGAAAAGAACCAUGCUUAGCUACAUUUAAUUGGAAGCAGGUAAAAUUUGCUGUAAAGAAUCUCAUAACAUCGAAAAAAGACAAUUAA